Soboliphyme baturini is the source of this 288-nucleotide messenger RNA. NCBI's taxonomy places the organism in Eukaryota, Metazoa, Nematoda, Enoplea, Dioctophymatida, Soboliphymatidae. The record is from the annotation of a GenBank genome assembly.
AUGUGGCCAGCGUUUUGGGUAGUGUCUCGGACGUACGCUCCAUACAUCAUGUUCCCGGUCGCCUUUGCUCUUGGCUUCAUUGGUUACAACGUCGAAAAACGAUGGCGUCGUGAACGAGACAAAUUAGAGUACCUGAACACAUCCGUCAAGGAACAACGCAUGGAGCGAAUAAUGAGCGAAACCAGUGCCUCCGAUCCUCUGAAAGUGCCCAGCCUUAAGGAAAAACUUUACGUGCCCGAAUCUAGUCUCGAAAGAAACCUACCAGCUGCCGAUGGCAAAUUCUGGUGA